AUGGCUCCCCUCCAUAGUGGUGGUGGUGGUGUCUCCGGAUUUGCAGCAGCAGCAAAAGUUCUAUUUGACUCCGCAAAGAAAGUUGGAGCUGUAGAACCAAUUGGGGUAACAAGUAAACUGUAUGCUCAGCAGCUGAAGAAAAUACAAUCACAAAGCCGAAAAAAAGGUGGUUCUUUGGGAAGUGUUUCAUAUAAAGUUGCUGAAUUUUUAUCUACUCAAAGAACGCCCAAGGUAAACACUAUAAGAAAUCCCACUAGUAUCGCUAAACGUGUCCCUUUGAUUGAUAUCCCAUUACAACAACCAAAGAAGAAAGAGUUAUCUGCAGAAGAGAAACCACAGGUGAAAAAGGUACCAACUUUGGAUUUUAUUUACAAGAAAGGAGGAGAUCAGGACGUAAAGUUGGGUGCAAUAAAGAAAGAGACACCAUUAAAACAGACUAAAACUUCAAAUGUUGAAUCUUUAUUGUCUAACCAAGCAGUUCCUUCAUUAGAUUUCGUUACGGAUCCCAAAAAGACUACGUCUUUACAAACUCCUUCAAAACCUGUCGUAUCAUUAGUUAAAGAAGAGAAAAAAGAAUUUUCUCUAAAUGAAACUACUACACCCCUUGAGGUUACAAAUGUUACUAUAUCUGAGGAUAAACCUCUUUUUGAAACAACUGUUUCGGUUGAACCAAUAAAAAGUCAUACAAUGGAUCAUACUGUAACAGCUUUAUUUGAAAAACCAGAAUCUAAACCACAAAGACCUGUAAAACCUUCUAUCACAGUUCCAAUUUCUUCAGAAAUAACUUCUUCAACUACUCCUAGUGCUGCUGCUCCUAUAAAGGAUGAAACUAUAUCUGUAGAUGUAUGGGAAUUACAACGUGAACGAGAAAUAGAACAAUUACGGAAGAGUCAGGAAAAUGCAGAAAAAGAGAGACUAGCUUUACAACUUGAAGAAGAGCAUAAAACUCUUGGAGAUGAAUGGGUUAAACGCAGAACAUUAAUCACUCCAAUACGUGAAAAGGAUGAAAAAACAAUUAUAUUGGAAAAAAUGUACCGUUCAACGCAAUGGGAAACAUGUUUUGAAUAUUUUAAUCAAUUGGUAUCUAGCCAAACACCAUCCACUGUGGUUUCCCAGCAAGCAGUUCGAAUAAUGGAAAAACGUCUUAAAUCUGUUCCAUUAGAACAUCGAGAAACUGUCAAGAAUGCUUUGUUAAAGGAACUAAAAGGGAGAAGGUUAAAUUCUGAAUUAGCUAAGUUUGAGCUGCGCCAUGAGAAUGGAGAAACAUUUCUUAAAAAUUUUCGUUUAGCUUCAGAUACUGUAAAAGAAUCACUAGAGAUUUUUACAGUCUCAAAGGCUGUAAACGCAUUGGUGUAUAAUGGUACUUGGGAAGAAGCAAUAGAACUUGUUGAGCAUUCCAAACAACGUUUCAAUGAUAAAAAUGGUUAUCUUGAAUUAAAACUAUUAAAAGUAUCUCGAGGUUUGGAUGAAGAAACAAUAAAAGCGAUAACAGCUUAUGUUUUAAAAUCUCUUACAGCAUCUGAUCGACUUGGAAAAUCACAUAAAUUAGAAAUUGCAAGACUUGAAAAAGGACCUCGUAGACGACAAAUGAUUUCACAAUUAGUUAGUUCUAGUGAUGUAGAUGAAGUAGUAUACGCAGAGUUAUUGCGAAUUACUCCAAAAGAACAUGUUAAGGAUGUUCUUGAUGAUAUUCGUAAACGGGGAUUAAAUGUUGAAGAUCCUGCCAUUCUUACGGAACUAUGUUGGAAAUCAUUUGAUCCAGAACACCCUCAAUUACUAUUUAAAGAAGUAGAAAGACAAGAAGAAAUGAUAGGACUUCGUGGUGCCCAUUUAUUAGCAGCUGUAGCUAUUUCAAGAGCUUCGAAAACAGAAGAUACUUUGCGUUCUACCGUACAUCUUUUAAAAAAGGGUCCUAUUUUUAAGGCCAAAUUUAUUUUAAGGAAAAUGUUACCUUUACUACAUGAAAAAAAUAUGACGAAAGAAAUUGUUGAACUUGCAGACUUUUAUUCUCCAUAUGUUCCCUUAGCAACAGCUCUUCCAAAUGCUGUGGCUUUUAUUAAUCAUGCUUUUAAAGCCGUGGGAAGAGAGCCGUUAUCGGAUCAGUUAGUAAGUUCAUUACCAAAGCGUGAAUCUACAUCUUCAGAACGUUUAGAUUCAGAUGAUUCUAAUGUGAGAACGACUUCAGAUGUUGUCGCCUCUUCUGAAGAGUUGCUUCAGUGUGCAAAGGAGAAGAAUUGGGAAAAGGCACUCACUUUAAUUAAUACUAUACCUUCUGGAGGUCAAAAGGGAUAUGAUGCUGAAACGUUAACUCUUAUGUACAAUUGUGCUCUUAGUGCCUCGGUAGAAAAAGUAGAUGUUGUUAAAUCUUUGUAUAGUAAGAUGAAAGAAAACGGGGUACAAAUUAAUGCAACGACCAACAAUGCAGUAUUGAGUAGUCUUAUGCGAUCUCCAGAGUGGGAAGAGGCAGUUGAAUUUUAUAAAGAAAUUGAUCCCUCUUUAAGAGAUCAUAACACUUAUUCGGUGAUGUUAUCAUUAUUUGGAAGAACAGAUAGAUGGGAAGAGGCACUUGAAGUGGUUAAAACGGCACAGGCUGGUUCAACAAAGACUCCAAUCAUUAUCUACACUUUAGGUAUUAACGCCGUACAUAAUCAUAGCUGGAGCUCUACCCUGGAAUUAUUUCAGAUGUGCCGAAAAGAGCAUGGAAUUCAGAAUAUCAAAGAAAAUGUAAUUGAUAAGGUUAUUCGCUCCUUAUCACAAAAUAAACGUACCGUUGAGUUGCAGAAACUAGAAAUGGAAUUGGCAAAAACGAAAAAAAAGAAAAAACAAUAG
Molecule: messenger RNA, 2829 nt
Organism: Trypanosoma theileri
Lineage: Eukaryota; Euglenozoa; Kinetoplastea; Trypanosomatida; Trypanosomatidae
Exons: 1
Coding region: 1-2829 (942 amino acids)
Molecular function (GO): protein binding
Source: RefSeq, a predicted model, not a curated record